This is a messenger RNA of Entrophospora candida, 688 nucleotides long. The record is from the annotation of a GenBank genome assembly. Lineage: Eukaryota; Fungi; Glomeromycota; Glomeromycetes; Entrophosporales; Entrophosporaceae.
AUGGAAGAUAAAAUUCCUGAAAUUAAAACUAUAAAAAUAUUAUUAUUGGGUAGAAAAGGAAGCGGAAAAACGACUCUAGCUAAUGUAAUAAAUAAUACUAAUAACAAUACGGAGAAAAGCACAUAUAGAUAUGAAAUAAUUGAUCCAGAGGGAAUUGGUGAUAGAAGAUUAACUCCUCAAGGAAUAUUAUAUAAAUUUGCAGACGCUGCUGCUGCUACUGGUGGUAUUAAAGAUGGAAUAAAUCAAAUUCUAUUCGUUACCAAUGGAAGAUUUACAGAAGAAGAAAUCGAAACUUUUGAAACAUUACAAUCAAUUAUUUUUAAUGAUGAAGAUGUUUUUGAAUAUACCACUAUAAUUAAAACAAAAUUCCCUGUUUUUGAAGACGAUUAUGAGUGUGAAAAAGAUUAUAAAGAUAUGAUUUCUGAGGAUGAUAAAAUUUCCCGAUUUGUUAAGUCAUGCAAAAAGAUCAUUCAUGUAGAUAAUCCACCAAUAACACCUCGUACUAAACAAGUCGCAGAAGAGAUCCGAGAAGAAUCAGGAAAAAUAUUAUUAGAACAUUUAAGAACUUGUACAAAAGUUUAUAACCCACUAAACCUAUAUGAUUUGAAUAACAGGAUAAAAGAUCACACGACAAAUGCAGAACAACUAGAAUAUGGAUGUUUGAAUUAUAAUCAACUUUCUUAUAAUU